Messenger RNA from Physcomitrium patens, 2282 nucleotides. Lineage: Eukaryota; Viridiplantae; Streptophyta; Bryopsida; Funariales; Funariaceae. The record is from RefSeq and is a predicted model, not a curated record.
UGUUUUUUUCUUUGGGGAGUUGAUCUUGGUUAUGUUGGGUUGAGGUGUAUAGUGAUCGGGUGUGUAUCUGCGUGACUGAGGAUCUUUAGAGUUGAUCUUUAGAGUUGAUCUGUUGCUGGAGACUAUGCGUUUGUUUUGUGUUGGUGGUAUCUUCGUCAUGUUCUUCGAGGGAGGAUGUUGGUCUUAAAUGUUGUGCAGUUCGAUUGUAACUGAAAAUAUUAUCAUGCAAAAGGCCUGCUCGUUCAGCUCGUAGAUAAUCAUGAUAAUUAGUGACGUUGAGAAGAGAAUUUCUGCCCAUGCAGAGGAUUGGACUCGUACGGCUUGUAAUUUACAUGUAGAAUCUUUCUUUUCCAGUUCUUAUUGGAAUUGUCUUGGAGAUACGAGAAAUGGGUUCUUCCGUGUUUAAAAGACCAAGGAUCUUUUAACUUCUUAAGAAUCGUAAUUAUGCACUCCCUAAUUGUGUAUGUGACUUAUCCUCAUCAAAGAAAUGGCCGCAAGUCUCUUUCAGUGUCCUAAAGUUCUUAAAGAAUUGACCUAGUGUCUCUUUAUGUGCACGCCCAUGAUCAACCGCGAACAGGAUCCUUUUCGUUUCAACUCUCUUCAGUUUCUUACGAUAGUCAUCCACCUUUGGGUGGAUUCAUACAAGCAUCGAUGUCACACAUAAGACGACUCAAGAUGUCUAUCUCUGACGAUGUGGAUAUCUCACCAUCUCCAGAGAUGUUUCUGCCACCACCUGAACUUGAACGCACGUUGUUUCUGGAGUGCGGCCGUAUUUGGCAUCUCAGCCGAAUAAACACAUCACCUCUCACAUCGGAAUACUGGAGUGGUGUCACUUGAAGACGCUACACCACCACAACAACGUUGACGAUUGAUCGCUUCAUCACUAAUGACGGCAUCCGAGCUUCACAGCCUGGAACCACACUCUGAUGUGACGGUUUGUUCUAGUUUGUACACCAAGACCCCAAAGUGGAGCACCAAAAUCCAUGCAUCUAAGUUACUGAAGGGCGUGCUAAUGUCCAGGACAUUGAACUCCGCUUCCUCGGACCAGGAAUCUAGCUCUGCUUCUAAUCCUAACACGGUACCAUCGAGAGGGAAACGAUCAUUUUAUUCUGACAAAGCUAUUUCAUCCGCCACUUUAAUAUCUAAAGAAACAUCCUUGGUGGUAAAGACUACCUGCCUGUGUGCACCGACAAAACAUGUUGGCUCCUUCCGCUGCCGUCUUCACAGGACAACCCAGAAACAUUGGGAUGGUCGCCGAACGUUUCCUACGUCCGCCACCAAAGCUUCCAGCUCUACAAGUCUACCUGCCAAUGAAAAUUCCGGAAAUAUUGGAGUGAUCGCUCCAUGGGCCAACGGUCUCCAAGUUCCACAAGCAGGGUGCAUUUCGAGGACUGGAGCUGCUCGACCCAGCCGCCUAAGGACGGUGGUAGUUGCUACUCAUCCCGAGGACAUCGACCCAGAAGAUGAUCCUGCUUCACCAAUGCUCAGCGAAGCGAGUGUUAAAUACAUAAAAGUUGGGACAUCAACCACGACUGCGACGGAUAAUGCUGUCAAGCAAACUGGAGCACCUGUAUCAAGAGUUCUGCACACUGCAUCGUAGCCUGCAGCCAACUUCAGGCCUUGUUCUGUCCAUCAAGAAUCCUUUGGAAACCUCUUAAUAGUUGUGGCGGUGUUUGACAAUGUCCACCCUGCGUUCCAUGGAGAACUAUGAAUUCCCCCUCUCCAAGACAGCCCUAGGUUAUCAAUCGACUCGAAGUAUUGGGAACCCUUGUAAAUUUACAAAACUGAAAAUACGGUAGUAAAUUUUUUUGGAGCAUCUGUGUCAAUGCCUUCCGAUUGAACUCACUGGUCCAGUGAGUUAUGUCGGUGUUGGUAUUGUCUUUACUUUCAUAAUUAAACUCAUUGGUUGGCCAAUGCAAAGGUGGGCUUCUCAUGGGCUCAAAAGGGACGAAGUUGUCUUGGGAAUACCCCAUGUUCUUUGCUCGUGUCUUGUAACUGUCUGUCACGUAUCUUCAGGAUUGUCUUUGGAGGUUUUGCCCUCAGGGUUUAGUUAUAUAACUACGGUUAUUUUAAUGAAGGAUUUGCUUAUAUCUUACAGUGUGACUACUCUGUGAGUCCUAUAACUCACGACAAAUUAAUAAUGCCUUGAGCUACCAUGCAAUGAUCGGGAUGUUCAGCAAAUGUGGAUUUCGGUUCGUACUUUUCAGUGUUCAGAAAAUAUGUUUUGAUUUCUGUUAUUGAGGUGUGCUCUCUAAUUGGCAAUAAACACUGGUUAUAAUGUC